GGACUGCAACAAAUUAAAAAUUAACACGAGAAAUUAAAUGGGUGAGAAAAACGUUAGCAACAAUUCCAGACUCUCCUGUGUUUAGUUAGUUCAAAUACAGGUGUAGAAAUAACUGCACACUGGGUCUAUUUAUGCACGCAAAGUAGGCGAGAUAAAGACUGAUAAACAGAGCUACAGGUGCGCUAGCUCUCCGCCCGCCAUAUUUGUCCAUCAGUGUGACGUCUGUGGUUUCUGCUGAGCAGCCAAUCGUUUCAGUCUCGCGGUCGUCUCCCGCUCACCAUGACAACGACGGAUUUUUUGCAUCGUCAGAGGGCAGAGCGUUAGCUCAUUUUCUUAUGAUUAACAGAUGGAUAUUGUUUUAAAAUAGCGUAUCUUACAGUAGCAUUACGGACAUAUAUUUGAUGUAGGAAGGUUGUGUUUGCUGCGUGGACCCUCAUGUGUCGGAGACCAGCCGGAGGCAGCGGGAGACGCCGUUUAGCUGCGUGAACAACAUGGCUCUUCCUCAGCAUCCCCGGCUGCUGCUCGCCUGUGUUGUGCUGCUGGGUGCAGCCCGACGUAUCGACACUCGGUCCUCACCAAUAUCGGACUUAAAAUCCAAAAUAUCAGGGGUAGAAGAGCUGUUGGAGGAAUUCCACAAGCAGCUCCAGCAGGACCAGGCGUACAAGGUGGGCGAUGUGAUUGACUCUUGUGUGGGCGACUUCAACGCCGCCGGGGAGCGCAUCAUCCGGGCCAAGGCCUCCAUCGAGCAGGGGGCCACCUUCCUGUUGGCCCCGGACACGGUGUACACCUGGAAGGACUGCCUGCACGCCUGCUGCUCCCAGCCUCACUGCACCGUGGCGGUGGUCCAGGAGGACCCGAGGCAGCCCGGGGAGAGUCUCAGCUGCUACCUGUUCAACUGCACCUACAGGAACAGAAACGUCUGCUCCUUCGCACUGCAGCAGGGCUUCACCACAUACAGCCGGGCUACCAACACAACGCAGGGACACCUCCCUGUUUCACCGAGCGGCUCGGCCAGGAUGCCCGGGGAAGGACAACCUGAUGAGGACGAUCCACAAGAGGUGGAUGAGCCUCCUCGCAGUGACGCUGGACAGGAUGUGGUGAUCCAGUUGCCCACAGACUGGGCUGUCCUGGAUGGACGGGACAGUGUGGACGACCACAGGAUCAGCCACUAUGAAUGGACUCUCAUCAGGGGGGACACAGCCAUCAACAUGAAGGCGACUCAUCCGGGGCUGCUGAAGAUCAGCGGACUGCAGGAGGGCGUCUACACCUUUCAGAUGACUGUCACCGACACAGCUGGCCAGAAGAGCUCUGACAAUGUCUCUGUUACUGUGCUGGCUCCAAAACACCAAGCAGAAGUGUGUACAGGUCGCUGUUCAAACUACCAGUUCAAGUGUGAUGACGGCUGCUGUAUUGACAUCACUUACGCCUGUGAUGGGAAGCAACACUGUCCAGACCGCUCUGAUGAAGACUUCUGCCCGAACUUCGACAGCAGCAGGAAGUCAGUGGCUCAUCGACCUGUAGUCCAGACAGAGGAGGAUGGGGAUGCCUCCAUGCUCCACACUGGGCCCAGAAAGACCAUAGAGAACAUCAUGCCAGCUCAGGACAGGAGCAAGGCUGCCCCUCCACAAAGUCCCAGGCAACCGGAGGCUCCAGUCAGUCAAGAUCCAUGUGCUGCAGCUCCAGUUGUGGGACCCUGUAAAGGCACCUUCCCACGCUGGUACUAUGACCAAAAUGCAGGGGAAUGCAAACACUUCCUGUACGGCGGUUGCCAGGGCAACCAUAACAACUUCCUCCAGGAGUCUGACUGUGUCAGCGAAUGUAUACAAAAAAGUCCAGCUUUCAAACCAGCAUCUGCGGCUCCUCCGACCACCAAACAGACUGACAUAGCUGCUCCUAAAGUUUCUCAGAGCCAAGCAGAGAGCAACAGCCCCGUCUCCAAACCGUUUCCAGUAAUGGGAGGGCAUCCAGUACCAGAGUCUGGUGCAAUCCUUCCUCUGGCUCUCGGCCUCAUCAUCACAGCUCUGCUGCUGCUCAUGAUCGGCUGCCGUCUCAAACUUGUUCGUCACAAGCUGAAGAAAGCCCGGCCCCUCACCACAGAGGAGUCAGAUUACCUCAUCAACGGCAUGUACCUGUAGCCAAUCAGCCAGGGGAAGCAAAUAAAAGAUCUACGUAGAGCUCUGACGAAGAUAACCGUGGCUGUGAUCAUCAGAGCUCGAGACGGAACUUUUUCCAAUAGUCACCGUGAUUUCCCUCCAGCCCGGUGUCUAUAAUUUGUCCUCACUUCAGGUUGGACACACACACUGAACCCCGAUGAUAAAUCUGCUGCCUUCAAAGCCAAUGACCUAUUCAGAUGCUUGUGAAUUCACGUCAUCCCAAGAGAAUCUGAAAUUCCUAGUUGGAUACUGAUAUACAGCUGUCAGCAGAGUUACCCAAAAAAAAAAAGAAAAAUUCCCAAAAUGCUGGCUUUCACAUCAAACAUGUUUAUUUUCACCCAUGACGGUUUUCCCUGACGAGGGCUGCGCAAAAUUAGGCUUUGUUUCUGCCACUGGGUGACACUGAUUUGCCAUAUUUAUGCUGUACAUUUUACCUACAUUAGAGAGGGCACUUUUUUGACGGAUUAGGAAUCGACAACAGCUUAUUCCUGAAGUUCCUCAGAAUCAUAUAAAGCCAUAGCAAAUUGUAUUGUUCAGAUUCUAUUCCUAAUGUUUGUAUGUUUGUUGCAUAUUUUUCUUUACCAAGCAAACUUACAUGGAGUAUGUGCUGUAUUUGCGCAGAUGUAUUCCCUCCAAGUGCUGUCUUUCAUGUGAGAUAUUAAAGUUUAUUACACAUCAGAAAA
This is a messenger RNA of Scatophagus argus, 2836 nucleotides long. RefSeq names its product low density lipoprotein receptor-related protein 11 (gene lrp11). The record is from RefSeq and is a predicted model, not a curated record. Lineage: Eukaryota; Metazoa; Chordata; Actinopteri; Scatophagidae. Bases 492 to 2135 code for a protein of 547 amino acids. Gene Ontology annotation, molecular function: serine-type endopeptidase inhibitor activity; protein binding. The transcript is spliced from 9 exons.